Naumovozyma castellii is the source of this 1683-nucleotide messenger RNA. RefSeq names its product allantoate permease (gene DAL5). The record is from RefSeq and is a predicted model, not a curated record. Bases 1 to 1683 code for a protein of 560 amino acids. The transcript has a single exon. Lineage: Eukaryota; Fungi; Ascomycota; Saccharomycetes; Saccharomycetales; Saccharomycetaceae.
AUGACCAACAGAACUUCAAGCAUUGAAUUGUCGACAUCAGUCCAAAAAUCAGAGGUCAAGAUUAAUAUCCAAUCGAAAGAUAUAGAAAAAGGUGAAAUAUGGGGUACAGAAACCAAUACCGAUGGAACUUUGGGGAUUAAGGAGGAACCUAUUCUAACGACGAUCUUAUCACCCAAUGGUCAACCAGUUGUGAUAUCGUCUGUUAAUGUAGAUAUGGCUAUGAAAUUGGCGCAAGAAUCAAUGGAUCUUCAAAUAACCAAAGAAGAAGAUACAAGAUUACGCUGGAAAAUUGAUUUUUGUAUGUUCCCACUAAUGUGUUUAUUAUACGCCGUCCAAUUUAUGGAUAAAAUAUCUACGGGCUCGGCAGCAGUUAUGGGAUUAAGGACAGAUUUGAAGAUGCACGGUGAUCAAUAUUCCUGGGUGGGUUCAGCCUUUUAUUUUGGUUAUUUGUUUAUGAAUAUGGGGCCUGUACAAUUUAUCUUUCAAAGAAGUGAUAAAAUGGCCAAAAUGUUAGCUUUAUUUGUUAUCAUAUGGGGCGUUCUUUUAAGUCUACAUUCUGUUCCAAGUGUAAAUUAUGCUUCCUUUAUUGCAUUAAGAGUCUUACUAGGUUGUGCUGAAAGUGUGGUGACGCCAUGCUUUACAAUUAUUACUGCUCAAUAUUGGAAAACCGAGGAGCAGUUUACUAGAGUUUGCAUCUGGUUUGGGAUGAAUGGAUUAGGAUCUAUCAUCUUAAGUGCUAUUGCUUAUGGUGUUUACAUACAUGAAGACUCGUACUCAAUCAAGGCAUGGAGACUUUUAUUUAUUAUUACAGGGGUGAUUACUAUCUUUGUUGGAUUCUUGAUAUAUUUUUGGAUUCCUGACGAUCCAUCCAAAGCUAGGUUUUUAAGUAAACGAGAGAAAUUAAUGGUUGUGGAAAGAAUUAGAUCUAAUCAACAAGGAUUUGGGAAUCAACAGAUUAAAAAGUAUCAAAUAAUUGAAGCAUUGAAAGAUGUCAGAACAUGGUUAUACUUUUUAUUUACAGUUAGCUCCAAUAUUCCUAACGGUGGUAUUUCCAAUUUUUUAAGUAUCUUAUUAAAUUCAGAUUUUGGAUUUAGUACAAAGGACACAUUUUUAUUAAGUAUUCCCACUGGUGCUGUUGAAUUAGUCGGAUGCCCCCUAUUUGGUAUAUUGGCACUCUAUGCAGCAAAUAAGAAGGUCCCAAUUUGGAAAUAUAAGCUUUCUUGGGCAAUUUUUUCAGCUGUUUUGGCAUUAAUUGCAAGCUGUAUGCUGGGUUUUGCCAAUGGAUCCAAGAAGGCAAGAUUAGCUGGUGCAUAUCUUUGGUACAUUUCACCUGUUUCCUAUAUUUGUGUUAUUUCUAAUAUUAGUGCAAAUUCUUCCGGUUAUACCAAGAAAUGGACAGUUUCUUCUAUUACGUUAGUUGCAUAUGCGGCUUCGAAUCUUGCUGGACCUCAAACUUUUAUUGCUAAACAAGCACCUAAGUAUCAUGGGGCCAAGGUCUCAAUGGUUGUCUGUUAUUCGUGUAUGAUUGUCAUCUUAUUAGUGCUAUUGCUUAUCAAUAUAAGGGAAAAUAAGAGACGCGAUAAGAUGGCACUGGAAAGAGAGGGAAAGGAUGGAAUAUUUGAAAACUUGGAAUUUUCUGAUAUUACCGAUUUUGAAAAUCCGAAUUUUAGAUAUACUUUAUAA